Triticum turgidum subsp. durum (durum wheat) is the source of this 1263-nucleotide messenger RNA. Lineage: Eukaryota; Viridiplantae; Streptophyta; Magnoliopsida; Poales; Poaceae. The record is from the annotation of a GenBank genome assembly.
AUGUCGUCCGCGGUCGUCUUCCGCCGCGUGCGCUCGCGGUCCUCGCCGGGGCGCUUCGACUCGACGCGGCGCACGCGGCCGCGGGUGGAGGAGGCGGAGCGGCCGGCGGGCCGGGGCGAGGAGAAGGCCGACGUGGUGUCCGCGCUGCCCGACGACAUGCUGCUGGAGGUCUUCAGGCGUCUCCCUCCGCCGACGGGCGCCGUCCGCUGCGGGGCGGUGUGCCGGCGCUGGCGCCGCGUCGUGUCCCGCGCGCCCGGCCUCCCCGCCCCGCCCCGCCAUUUCGGCUUCUUCCGCAACCACGGCCCGUCCGCGCUGCCGCCGUUCGUCCCCACCGCGGGCGUCGCGCUCGGCCUCGGCUUCCUCCCCGUGUCGCCCGCGUGCGGCGUCAUCCUCGUCGACUGCCGCGGCCACCGCCUCCUCCUGCACGAGCUCGGCCGCCAUCUCGCGACGGAACUCAACCUCCUCGUCUGCAACCCGCUGGAGAAGACGUUCGUUCGGCUGCCGCCCCUCCCCACCGCCGGUCAUACGGUGUUCUGCCACACCAUCGUCCCGGGGGAAGGAGCAGAGUUCCGCGUCCUCGUCGUGCUCUUCGGUGCGACCUCCCCCAACUUCUAUAUUCUCAUUUACUCUUCUGCUUCGUCUGCCUGGGAGGUCGCCACCGGCGCGCUGAAGCGGCCCCUGAUGCCCGAUCGAGGCCCCACCGCCGUCGUCGGGGACGUCGUGUACAUGCUACCGUCCGAUGCCAACCCCAAAUACAUUCUGUCUGUCAACACGGCCAAGAUGACCAUGUCUGGGGUGCCGCUCCCCAACGCCGAGAUGCCCCUCUACACCGGCAACAACUGGAUCGGCAAGACAGAGGACGGCCGUCUCUGCUUCUUUGCAAUCCGGGAGCCCCUGCUUCUGGUGAAAUGGGUGCUUGACGCUCCAAGGACGUGGACGCCGCAGGAGCCGGUGUCAUUGCGGCAGCUGAUGACCCCAGCCACGGUGGGGGACCUCCACGGCAUGAAGCUCUCGGCCAGGAUCGGCGAGCAGAUAAGCAACGGGUGCAAGCUUGUGAGCUUUGGUGGGUUCUGCGAGGGCACCGGGACAUUGUUCUUCGUCAUGGCUGACCGGGUGGUUUCGCUUGACAUCAAGACGUUCAAGAUGGAGAGGCUAUGGCGUAACGACGACGAGUGGAGGCCCCUCGGCGACGUCUUCCCGUACGAGAUGGUGGCGUGGCCGCCGGCGCUCAAGGACCUGGUGAAGCCUCCGGUGAAUGCAUAG